Molecule: messenger RNA, 10501 nt
Organism: Saimiri boliviensis boliviensis (Bolivian squirrel monkey)
Lineage: Eukaryota; Metazoa; Chordata; Mammalia; Primates; Cebidae
Source: RefSeq, a predicted model, not a curated record
GUCUCAUGGACUAAUUGGCUCUCAUUCAGCAGGAACCUAGCAGAUAAGUCUUCCUGCUAUAUAUCAAGACAAUGCUUGGUUUUCAAGCUGUUCUGAGAAUGAUCAAAGCAGUGUCGCAAUGUGACGUUGUCAGGGGAGGACCAGUAGCUUGAGAAUUUCCUAUUAAUCCGAUUGCCGCUUGAAGGCAGCCCAUUUCCAUUAAGCAGGACUGCAUGGCAAGCAGCCCCACCAAACGGUUGACAAUGAGCGUCCCAGUGGCUCCUAAGAAAUCAUGUUACACUCAGCUGCGGGACAACAGAAAUGCAGCGGGAAAUAAUAAUGAGAAUAUCCUAAGUCUGGGAGAUACGAAUGCCAAUCAAAUCAUGUUGGAGGUCAGAUCCUCUCAUGAUGAGUCUCAGACAUGUGGCCUGGAGGAUGAAAUUGGAAAUACAAAUUCCAGUGAGCCAGAAAACCGUACCCAUUUCCAUAAGGAAUGUCACCAACUUCAGGGCUUUGGGAAGGGAUCUCAGACUGGCUCCACCAGCCUGAAAGAUUUUAGACUUUCUUCAGCUAUUCAGAGGGAGCUCAAUGAAGAGAACACAAUGGAGAGAGGCACAGAUAGCCUGCAGACCCCGCGGAGUAUUCAGGGACCAAGUCUGUUGAGUUGGAGGAAUGUGAUGAGUGAGGCCAGUCUAGACGUUUUGGCUAAACGGGAUGCUGACAUUCCCCGGCAUGUUCCCAAGGAUAAAUUGGCAAAAACCCUCGACAAUGAGGAACUGAGGAGGCAUUCUUUGGAAAGAGCAAGCAGCUCUGCCGCUGCAGCUGGGAGCCUGACUCUGCAGCAUCCGCAGCCUGCACCCCUGGACUCCCUGGAAGGAUGGGGUCAGGUGCCUAGGGGUGGGGAGGGGCCGCAGAAGACAUUGCCAGACCACGCUCGCCCGGCAGCUUUCCCUCCAACUGACAGUACCUCAGAGGGAAAGAGUGUGCGUCAUCUUAAACCAUCUACCUCAGAAACCAAGCAGAGUGCCCCCUCAGAGACCCAGACAGUGGGGGUACAGGUAUUGCAUGUGUGCAGCGAGCACACAUCACGUUCCACCCAUCCAGAGCCUGCCCUGAAUUUGACUUUAGCAUCGAAGGAAAUCCCAAGUAAGCCAGAAGCACAGCUGGGUCAGGAAAAGGGAGAGGCUAAGCUGGAGCUGAAAUAUGUUCCACCCAGGAGGAUUGAACAGGAGGGAAAGGCAGCCCAGGAAGGGUAUCUGGGAUGUCACAAGAAAGAGAAUCUGUCAGUCUUGGAGGGAAAGGAGCCAUGUGGGGAAGCACACCCAGAAGCCACCGAUGCACUUGGCCGUCUGCCCAACAGUGACCCCCACCACCUUGGGGUGGGGAGAGGCAACUGUGAAGAGAAGGGAGGACUCAACCCAGGGGAGCCGGAUUCUCUCCACAGCACCCCCAAACAGGGCCCUGCUUCCUUAGGUGGGGCCGAUAAUCAGCCCACUGGCAAAAUUUCACCAUGUGCAGGUGGGAAGUUGGGUGAAAGGACAUCUAGCAACUUUUCACCAGGUGACAGUCAUGUGGCUUUUAUUCCUACUCAUCAGACUGGCAACAAGCCCUCAGAUGUCAGUGAGGAGGAAAGGCUGCUGGGCAAUGGGAACGAGGACAGUGUUACGGUUUUGGCGCUCAGUCCUUCUGUUGGAGAGAGCAAGACAGAGGUGCCUGAGCCCCUGGAUCCUCCAAGUGGCAGCUCAGAUGCACGGGAAAGCAAAGAGAUCACCACGUCUGGUGCUGAAAACAGGAACCUUCCAGAGAACGCAGCUAAGACUGAAAGCACCUCAGCAAGAGCAGAUUCAGUUCUCAAUAUUGCAGCACCCCUCCACCCAGAGACAACUGUGAACAUGACCCACCAGCCUACAACACCCAGUAGCAGUUUUCAGGAUGUUCGCGUGUUUGGUAUGGACGCGGGGUCCCCCUUGGUGCUCCCACCCCCUACUGACAGUGCACGCUUGUUGAACACAUCCCCCAAAGUGCCUGACAAGAACACCUGCCCCAGUGGGAUCCCCAAGCCUGUCUUCACACAUUCCAAGGACACAGUUUCCUCGCAGGAGGGAAUGGAGAACCAUCAGGUUGAAAAAACAGAGGAGAGGACAGAAACCAAGCCCAUCAUUAUGCCCAAGCCCAAGCAUGUGAGGCCCAAGAUCAUCACCUACAUCAGGAGGAAUCCCCAGGCCCUGGGCCAGGUGGAUGCCUCGCUGGUUCCCAUGGGGCUUCCAUAUGCCCCGCCCGCGUGUACCACGCCUCUUCCCCACGAGGAGAAGGCGGCAAGUGGUGACCUGAAGCCGUCUGCCAACCUCUAUGAGAAAUUCAAGCCAGACCUGCAGAAGCCAAGGGUCUUCAGUUCCGGAUUGAUGGUGUCUGGGAUCAAGCCCCCAGGACAUCCUUUCAGCCAAAUGAGUGAAAAGUUUUUGCAGGAGGUUACAGAACACCCUGGAAAAGAAGAGUUUUGCUCCCCAACCUAUGCUCACUAUGAAGUCCCUCCGACUUUCUAUCGGUCAGCCAUGCUCCUUAAGCCCCAGCUAGGAUUGGGUGCAAUGUCCCGUUUACCAUCUGCAAAGAGCAGGAUUCUGAUUGCAAGUCAGAGGUCUUCAGCAAGCGCCAUCCACCCACCAGGACCCAUAACAACAGCCGCCAGUCUUUAUAAUUCCGAUCCUUCAGCAGAUUUAAAGAAAGCUUCCAGUUCAAAUGCUGCAAAAUCCAAUCUCCCGAAAUCUGGUCUCCGUCCUCCCGGAUACUCGCGUCUCCCAGCAGCCAAGCUGGCGGCGUUUGGCUUUGUCCGGAGCUCCAGCGUCUCCUCAGUCUCCAGCACCCAGUCCACGGACAGUGCACAGCCAGAGCAGAGCCGGCCGGCCACCCGUUCAACCUUUGGGAAUGAAGAACAGCCAGUUCUGAAGGCAUCUCUGCCUUCUAAGGACAUACCCAAGGGGGCCAGCCGGGUGGCCCCUCCAGCAUCCUCCAGUGUGACAGCACCCCGCAGGAGUUUACUUCCGGCACCAAAACCCACUUCCACACCCGCUGGAACAAAGAAAGAAGCUCAGAAAGAUCAAGACACUAAUAAGCCCGCCGUUUCAUCUCCUAAGAGAGGAGCAGCUUCAACCACCAAGCUUCAUUCACCAGGAUACCCAAAGCAGAGGACUGUGGCAGCUCGAAACGGGUUUCCACCCAAGCCGGACCCGCAGGCCCGGGAGGCUGAGCGGCAGCUGGUGCAGCGGCUGAAGGAGAGGUGCGAGCGGCAGGCCAGGCAGCUGGGCACCGCGCAGGGAGAGCUGAGGAGGGCGGUCUGCGGCUUCGAUGCCCUCGCCGUGGCCACGCAGCACUUCUUUAGAAAGAAUGAAAGUGCCCUUGUGAAAGAAAAAGAGCUGUCAAUCGAACUUGCGAACAUCAGGGAUGAAGUUGCCUUCCAUACAGCAAAGUGCGAGAAACUACAAAAGGAGAAGGAGGAGCUGGAGAGGCGGUUUGAGGACGAGGUGAAGAAGCUGGGCUGGCAGCAGCAGGCUGAGCUCCAGGAGCUGGAGGAGCGGCUGCAGCUGCAAUUCGAGGCGGAGAUGGCGCGCCUGCAGGAGGAGCACCGCGGCCAGCUGCUCAGCAUCGGGUGUCAGCACCAAGAGCAGGUGGAAGAUCUCAGCGCCAGCCAUGAGGCUGCUCUCCUAGAGAUGGAAAAUAACCACACGGUUGCCAUCGCGAUCCUGCAGGAUGACCACGACCACAGAGUCCAAGAACUGAUGUCCACUCAUGAGCUUGAAAAGAAAGAAUUAGAAGAAAAUUUUGAAAAGCUGCGGCUGUCAUUACAGGACCAGGUGGACACGCUGACCUUCCAGAGCCAGUCUCUGCGGGACAGAGCACGCCGCUUCGAAGAGGCCUUGAGGAAGAACACGGAGGAGCAGCUGGAGAUUGCAUUGGCUCCUUAUCAGCACUUGGAAGAAGACAUGAGGAGUCUGAAGCAGGUAUUAGAGAUGAAGAAUCAGCAAAUACACGAGCAGGAAAAGAAGAUUCUUGAGCUGGAAAAGCUGGCAGAAAAGAACAUUAUCCUAGAAGAAAAGAUCCAGGUUCUCCAACAGCAGAAUGAAGACCUUAAAGCAAGGAUUGAUCAAAACACAGUUGUCACCAGACAACUGUCGGAGGAAAAUGCUAACCUCCAGGAAUAUGUUGAGAAGGAAACCCAGGAGAAGAAGAGAUUGAGCCGAACCAACGAAGAGCUGCUUUGGAAGCUCCAAACUGGGGACCCAACCAGCCCGAUUAAACUCUCGCCCACAUCUCCCGUUUACCGCGGCUCCUCCUCGGGGCCCUCCUCCCCGGCCAGAGUCAGCACGACUCCCAGAUGACGCCACUGCGCGGCCUGCGGGAGCUCCGGCUUCUCGUCCUCCUGUCUCCACCCUGAGGGAGCACUGACCCGGUGCUGCCGGAGCGGGCCCUGAAUGCAUGCUUCAGUAGCUGCAAAUGCCUCCAAGGCGCGUCCUCCUCUGAUCCCCGUGUAAGACUGCCCUGGUGUCCGCACUUAGGAACGUGUAAACGGUAAAGUCUGAUGUGCAAACGUCUUACCAUAGUUAGAGCCAAAAGAAAGACACUUGCAAUUGUUCUUGAGCAAUGAACUUUCACUGCAGAAUUUCAGGUUAGUUACCAAAAGCUCAGUUUUCAAUAUCCAUUGAAUAAUCUUUGUGUACUGCACCGGUAUGUGUGUAUAUUUAGAUACAAUUCUAUACACAUGCGGCGGUUCUGAAUUGCAUUUUUUAUAACAUGAAGUGCUGACAUAUUUUGGUGAAGGUCAGCAGUUUUCUAACUUGUGCCUAAAAAUUAUUGGGAAAUGAAAAUGCAUUUCUAUCUAGCUUCCCAGGAAUAUUUCUACCCAAAAUAGAAAAAGGAAAAAAAAAAAAAGAUACAGAGAAGAAGCGCCUUUCAACUCACCACCAAGUGGUACUCUCUUUACACGAACACCAGCGAUUUGUGAAUGGUAACUGCCUUUGGAACAAUCAGCUUCUUAGUCAACACGAUAUGAGGUCACUAUUCUUCCAUUCGCAAGGUUUAAUUAUUGAUACUCCUGUCAUGAGUGGAUCAGGGAGAGCCGUGGGAAACCCGAAGGGGGUUUAGCAGCUUUUCAGAUGUGACUUAUGACAGUGACUCAUCUCCAAUAGUCUUGUAAACUCAAGUUUUGCUUUUUUCCCAAAAACGGCAUCUCAGACUCGGUCAUUCAGCUACUGUUGCACCCUCGGGAAAACAAGGCAGAGCAAGACCUUUGAGUGAGAGUGAGGAUGGCCUUGGGGUGACCGCGCCCGUUCACGCUCCAUCCUCCUGAAGGAAAUUGCUGCUAGGGUCUGUAUUUUGACCAGGCACAGAGUGGGACCGUCACGCCAGCUUUCCAUGUGGUUUGCUCUGAUACGAUGCUGUAAAUGAUCAACUCAUUGAAAUAUGACCCUCAGGCCCCCGAUUCAUAGCAGUCCCCCUUUCAGUUUGGUUCUACAGCUCAAUCCCUUCGCUGCACAUUGAGGUGGCUCAGGGGUUCUAGCAGGGGCAUCUGGGAAAAACACCAUUUUCUGUCCUAGGGGACCAGUUCUGAGCUGUGCUGGACCAUCACAUGACCACUCAGAAACCCACUUGCACUUCCUGCUGGAUGAUCAGGCAGUGCUACCGCUGACCCUGCUGCCAUCUUAGAGCCAGAAGGUUCUCCCAGACAGAGGAGCGCAGUGAAGCAGCCAGCCAGGCAGCACAUCCUGGACUGGCACGUGUCUCUAAAAUGGUAGAAUUAGGAUGUAACCAGUACUCAUGUAGUGUUGUGGAAGAUUAGGAGCAUGAUACACAAAAGGAAGAAGUAGUUUUAACACAUACGGUGAUGAUGAUGAUGCCCUUGUUUCCUUGUAUAUGACAAAGACCCUGCACUAUCUCUCUGAGGCCCCCCAGAAUUAUCCUGAGCACAGGCCUGUCUUUGAGCAUGCCCAAGAUGAGAAGAACCAUGAGGGGGUUCUGCAGGGGCCGGAGCCAUGGAGCAGGGAAGAAACAGCCCGAGGAUGAGGACGGCUUGUCCAGGGCACGCCUACUCGGCACAUGUGUGGCCGGCACGAAGGCAGACACGGUCCCUGGCCCUAGCAUGAGUCCAAGCUGGGCUGCCGGGCCUCAGGUACAUCUCCAGCACACCUCCAAGGGUCUUGCUCCUUCUGGGGACGUACACAGUAAAUCCACAUGGAAGCACUAUUUCUCUUUGCUUUAGUGGCUCUGCAUGAUACUGUGAUAUUGAGUUGGGCAUUCCAUUAGAGUAGAUCAUGCCACAUUGACCAAGUACACAAUUAUUUAUUCUUGUAGCAGGAACAACCUGCAAACACAAAUUCGGUUACAGCUUAGCUGUCCGAAUUAGGAACUGCUUACAUAGCCGCACCUGCUAAAUGCAGUUACACAGCAAUACCAACUUCCGUGUGAUGCUAGAACGUGGAACAGUGUGUUAGGCUGCUGUGGUCAGAGUUGUAGCAUUGUUAGCAUUAAGUAAUUCCUCAUUAGGUGAACUUUGGUGAGAGCUUUGCCCUAAUCCACCCUGACCUUGGGUACUUGGGCUAAUUUCCACAUGACCCUGGUUUCAUUUUGUUUGUUUGUUUUUUGGGGUUUUUUUUUUUUUUGUCGUGGACACCCAUCAUGUAUGGCUCUUCAUCUGAGCCAUGGGGUGGCAGCUGCUGUGCCUCCUCCUCGAUUCUUCCACCCCCACCCGCCACGCCAUCAGGAUUCCAUUUCUCUCCACAUGGCGUCCACCUCUGUCCCCUUCCAGGCUGGAGUGACGUUUCCACGUUUGGAUGCUGCAGCCUCUGCACUGCCUCAGACAGACCCACCAGAUACAACUCGUCUCUUUGUGGCGUUGGGAGAUGUGUGGGCAGCCUGCCCCCACCCCCACCGCUGGCCACCACAUGCUGGGACAAGGUUCUGGUUGAGCGUCGGAACAGGUAGGGAUGGGGGCGGCCCCAGCCAUGAUUAGUUGAAUGAAUGGGGUCACAACAUCUUUUUUCCUGCCCCUGUGGUUUGUGUUGCAUAUAUGUGUUUAACUAAAGCCUAUUAAAAUAAACUUGAGGGACUUUCUGUGAUAUCUACUUGAUGUAACUGGAGACUUGUCCCUCUCAGGCUGGGGAUCCCGGGCAGGGAGGCAAGUGGGGGUGUUUGCAGGCUGGACUCCUUUUUGGUGUGUGCCAGGGUCGGGUGCUCAUCCAUGAAAGAAGUCUGGAGAUCCCCUUUCCCAGACUCAGCAGGUCGCAGGUCCCUGCACCCACCCUUCCAGCCUGGGGGGCUUGAGCAGCCCCUCCCCUGGACUUGGGAGGUCAGUGCCUCUGCUCUGCAAGGCCAGGGUGUACUGGAGUCAGCUGGAAAGCGGACAAAAAAGGUCAUUCAUUCAUUUCAACCCAAAAGUGCUUGCUCCCCUCAUCCCGAUGGCCUUCAGUUUGGACUGCAGCCGGUUUAGCCAGCUGGCCCUUGGAGUGUCCCACAGGUGCCUGGCACUGGUAACAAGGGAGAAGCCCGGGUUCGCAGGUUCCCUGUGGUGGUUUGCAGGGUGUGUGGGAGUGGCUAUUUUAGAGUUCUGCAAGUCCCUCCUAAACAAUUACCGAACAGACCCUUUGUAGACGACACAGUUUACUUCUGGACCUCACAGGGAACACCCCAAGGCCACCUCUGGGUCAUCCAGGCCUCCCAGGGUAUUGAUGGCAAUUCUUAAUAAUCUACCUGGCAACGUGUCCUAACCCAUUUGUUUCUUUUGAGGUGUCUUGUGUGCCCUUCGCUUUCAUAAUGACCUCCUCCUAUUGUCCUUAACUCACCGUGUACAGGGAACAAGGCAGGUGGCAGCUACUGGCACAAGCAGGAGGUGAGAUUAGAGCCAGCUUUCCACUGUCCCUGGAGAGCAGCAUCCCCUUCCACAGCUAAUUUGCAGUAGACAGAGGAGACUCUGGAAGUCAGCUCACUCACUGACCUCCUCUGUGCCAAGAGCCUUGGAGAGCCUGGCUCUCCCUGUGUGGGAGGCUUGUAUCACCCUAGCAAGAAGGGAGUUACAGAGUUAAGCAUGAGGGGAAGCCAAACAGUUGGACAGCUUUCCACCUGCGACUGGAGUCGAAGGCUGUUCUCAAAGCCAUUGCUGUGUCAGUGUUAACGCUUCAAGCCGUGACUCUGGGAUUGCACUGUGACCUCAUCCAUGACCACAAGUGGUGAGGCUCCUGCUCACGUGAGAGCCUGUCAAACGCGCACACACACAUACACACACAACCAAAGGCUGGUAAGUCAUUCUGGUGGCACAGUGUGUGUUAAUUCACAAUUCACUUACAUUUGCCAAAUGUUUUUGUUAGCCAGUCUGCAUCUCUCAAACCUCUUGCCCCCAAACCAAGACAGACAUCUGGUGUUUCUGAUGGCCUGGCUCGGGUCACUCUCAACGCAGCGUGAUGAUGCAGGCCAAUCUUCCUUGCUCACUACGUCGGGAAUUUUUUUUCCAGUGCCAGCACCAGGCAGGGUGGGGAUGCCCUGCAGCUCUGAGCUCAGACAGCCCUGCAGUGUACAUGUGUACAGACCUCCUGGGGGCCCAUGCCUCCUCCCUCUGUGGCACCCACACCACAGGCAUCCAGAGAGCCCCUGCCACGCAGCCACUGCCCCUUCGUGCUGCCUUCUUGCAUGACUGCACCACCACCAAAUUCACGUGGCAGGCACUGGGCUUCGCCCCACCUCCCUCAUGGUGGGAACAGUGCUUCUGAACCAGCCGACACUCAUCAGGUGCAUUGUUUCAAGGAGAACUUAAAAGCAUCCCCGGUAAGGUCCCACCCAGCCACAGCUUUUUCUUCCACAUGCAGUCCCAAUUCCACUGGAAUUAGGUGCUCUGCCACACCAAGAGCCAAAAAGCUGUUCCCCUCAUUAGCAAAGAUAUUGCCUGUUUCAUUCCCAGCGGCUUUUCUUCAAACUGCAUUUUUUAAAUGGCUGUAUUUAUGGCUGGGUGGACAGGAUUCAUUUGGUAAAACUGAACUGUUCCCUUUGAACGGGGGCUGAUGGGAUGAUCUGUAGUUGUUUCCAGCCCACCCCCGGCCCCCGCAGUCCCAGACCCUGCCCAGAUCCGUGUGGUGUCUGAGCAAGGGUGGGCUGGAAGCUGGGUUUGAAAGGCAGGGCCAGCAUCCCAGGUUGUGGCUCCACAGGCUUCCUUGUUGCUGUGAAUGCCAUUUGGGGGCAGCUUUUAAUUGACCAGAGGUGCUUCAUAACCAAACUGUACAAGCAGAAACUUUCUCCAGGUGGUGCCUCUCAAGCCUCCAGCCUGGCAUCGUCCCACAGGGCCUUGAAGAACCAUGCAUCAGGGUUUUCGAAGAGACGGCUCUUGGCAUGGCCUUUUCAAGCUGCCUUCGCAGCACCAAGCAGAGCCACUAGGUGGCAGUGUGGCGCUGUGGGAACUGGGGUUCACCUUGCACUUGGCUGAAAGUCAUCCUCGGGGACCAGAGGUCUCUGUCCUACAGGACACCUGCAAAAAUCCAGGAUCAAGAUCACAGACAAGCUGAGGACCAGAGAGCAGCUCGCCGGCCCUACUCCUCACACGGCUCCCUGUCUGCCUUCAGCACCAUCCAUCGGCUGACAAAACUCAAAAAGGUCAGACCUUCUCUUGUGCGCAGCAGAUCUGCUGGUAUAGCUGCUGUGAACCACUGCAUCUUACUGUCUGGAAAUCAAGGCCCACUUGAUGGAGUCUGUCUCCUGUGCAGAAAAAUGGAUCCUUUCUCAAGGGAGUUGAGGGAGUCAGAGAGCAACAAUUACCAAAAUGGCUACACUCCUCACCCCAGCCCCUCUGCCCUCUGCUUCCUCCAACGGGAUGGUGUGUGUGCAGGCCAGCACAGGCCGGGGCGGCAAUGGGUAAUAUCGUUUUGCUGCCGAAGACCAAGUCCGUCAGCAAAUGCCUGACAACUGGCAGCCUCUGAGUCGCUUUGCCCCAGCAGCUUGGUUGGCAGGAAGACCUCUGUGGCCCCAAAGCCAAACAAAUCUGGAGAUGAUAUCAGAGCAUCCAAAAUGGGGGUUCAAGGGAUUCCCUGGUUGAGGCUCAAACUGUUGGAAUGAGAAUUUCAUUUCCAAAUGGCAGGAAAGUGAGAAGAUGGGACUAAAGUCAUGGGCUGUGGGGAAGCAGGGUGGGAUUGGAACUCUUGGGGCACUGUCAGGUCUGGGACCCAGCAGACACCUGCUAGAAUUCUUGAGAUCACACCAUGCACAUGGAAGCCAUAGACAGAAUUUAUUAGAAUUUGCGGAAGCAUGAGAUAAUGUACCACAAAAUAGUUUGAUUUUAUAACAUAAAGUAUGGUAGGAAGUUGUCAAUGUACAUAGUGAUGUCAGCAAAAAGGCGGGGGGGGGCGGGGCGUGGGCAAGGCAGUUUCACAUUUUUUGAAAGGUGGUGGACGACAACUACACUGUCCUUACAGUGAAAUAAAAGCAGGAGAGACCCAGCAGAGGCCAGCCUAAUUUGCGGUUAGCAUCGGAAUCUACAUCUAGUGUCGCAACUUUA